UCUGUGAUGGUGAAAACAAAGGACUGGGAACCUCGAGAACUAAUGCUCCUCAUCCCCUGCAUCAUUCUGGGAGUUCUCCUUCUGGUCUCACUUGUAUUCAUAGCCAUCAUCCUCUUGAGAAUUAAAGGAAAAUACGCCCUCCCCGCUGUGGUAAACCACCAGCACUCACCCACCACCACCCCGGCAGGGAUGGAAAACUAUCAAGAGGUCCCCAUCACCAUCACCAAAGAAGUUCCCAAGCUGCCCAUCCAGGUCCAGGCCCCGCCCCCCGAAGACUCGAAUUCCAGCUCGGACUCAGACUAUGAGCACUAUGACUUCAGAACCCAGCCUCCUGUGGCCCUGACCACCUUCUACAAUUCCCAGCGGCACCGCUUCACAGAGGAGGAGGCCCAGCAGAACAGGUUCCAGAUGCCCCCCCUGGAGGAAGGCCCAGGACUGGAAGAAGUGCAUGAUUCCGAGGUCCUACCUGCCAACCCUGAACACUGCAUUGCAAACCCUCCCUCCCUGGGCCCUCCUCCACAUCCUCCAAGGAGCAAAAGCAGCUCCAGCACAUCUUCGGGGGAGGUGUACUGUAAUAGCCCCAACAGCAAGCGACCUCUAUGGAACUCUCAAGUGUUUUCAUCAGAGAGGAACCCCCUCCUGGAGCAGCCCCCCAACUUGGAGCUGGCUGGCUCCCAGGCAACUAUUCCAGCAGGGCCCCCAGCUGAUGACAGCUCCAGCACCUCCUCUGGAGAGUGGUACCAGAACUACCAGCUGCCGCCCCAGCCCCUUCCUGCUGAGCAGUUUGGAUGUCCAGGUGCCAGUGGCAGGGGGUCCCACGCUCCCCAGCCUGACUCCUCCUCCGAUGAAGAAUACGACGACAUCGGAGCGGCCUAGCCCGGGUUCAGCUUUGUGUGCUCCCUCUCACCAGCCUCCUGCUCUGCCAAAUCCCUCUGCUCCAUGCCCCACUCCACCCCCAUCCUCCCCAAUCAUCCCCCAGCCCCAGGGCUGAUAGUCCUCCCCUGGAGACUGGAAAAGAAACUCCACACCUCUUAUGGCUCAGCCUCCACCCAUCAACAGAACCUCCCAGCACAGCCCUCCUCCAACCCAAACAGCAGCCCCACAGCACAGGCACCACCUCUGAGGGGUAGUGAGCUCUCUGCUUCGGGGGUGAGCAAGCAGCAGAGUUUGGGCCACUUCUUGGCAGGCCAUGUGGAAGGGCUGGACUGGAUGAUUCCUGGGGCCCCUUCCAGUUCUCGUGUGUCUGGGGUUUUGGUUGCCUGACUGUCUGACAACUCGGGUUCAGAGGUCCUGCUGGGGGCAGGGGAGCCUCAUGUGCAGGAGCUGUUGGGCUGGUGUUGCUCUGACAGGUGGGUUCUGGGGCUUGGGGAGGCGGGCAGCAGCUGAUACAGGCUAAGCUCAGCUUGGUACUUGCAUCAGCAAGGAGUCCAGCCAUCCUGAGCACAGCCAACUGACAGCAAUUAGGAUGGCUGCCCCUCCCCAACCACUGGGGCUGGGGCUAGAGGCCAGCCCUGCCUCUGGAGAUGCUUGGAGCCCAUCAGGGACACAGCCCUGUUCUGCAGUGACCAUCCCUGGACAGCGGAUCCUUACUCUGAGCGUCCUACAGUUUACAAAGAUGGUCCCAUCCAGGCCCCACCCCCACCCCCAUCCCCAGAGGCCCAGAGUGGGGCCCAGCCCCUGUGGGGGCAGAAGCACAGAGACUUCUUUCAGGAGGGGCCCGGAGGCUGCACUAGGCCCUGGGUCCCCACCUGUCUGCUUGGAUUGAUGGGAGCGUUUCCGAUGAAUGUUGUCAUCAGUGUUCCUCCUGGAGCUGUAAACGCGUCCAGGCAGCCUCCAGGGAGAGGCUUGAGGGCUCAGAGCUAGCUUCUGGUGUCCUGUUC
Molecule: messenger RNA, 1880 nt
Organism: Odocoileus virginianus texanus
Lineage: Eukaryota; Metazoa; Chordata; Mammalia; Artiodactyla; Cervidae
Source: RefSeq, a predicted model, not a curated record